AUGUCGGACGAGAGCGAGCAACAGCUGACUUUCACCGUCAAGUCAUCCAAUGACGCCAAAUAUGCCAUUACCAUCUCAGCCAAUUCCACCGUCAGUCAACUCAAGGAAAAGCUGGCCACUUCAGAUUUCGCAGACAUCCCGACUGAGCGUCAACGUCUAAUCUAUUCUGGUCGUGUGCUUAAGGACCACGAGACACUAGCAAGUUACAAGAUCAAGGACGGCAACACUAUCCACUUGGUCAAGGGUGCUGAGAGCAACAACCGCCAAAAUCCUGCCAACCAAGGAGGCUCAACUCCUGUCGCUGGAGCUGGCGCAGCUGCCAAUGUUCCUUCCAACAUUGCUGCCGGAACUGGCACACACAACCCCCUGGCUCAACUAACAGGCGCACGCUAUGCUGGUUUCCACCAAUUGCCCGGUGCUGACAUGUUCGGCGCUGAUGGAGGCGUGAGUUCUACCAUCUCUACAGGGCUUUUGACUGCUGCUGACAACGAGUGCAGANUGGGCGCACCACCAGACCCGGACCAACUUCUACGAAUGCUCGACAACCCAGCUUUUGCCCAACAGAUGAACGAAGCCAUGAACAACCCCGAUGUUAUUAACAUGAUGCGCAACAACCCUAUGCUCCGCAACAACCCCAUGGCUCAGCAGAUGUUCGACAACCCUGAUCUCCGUCGCAUGCUCAUGAACCCCGACUUUAUCCGUAUGCAAAUGAACAUGCAGAGAAGCAUGGGUGGUGGUGGUNUUGGGCGGUGCCGGUGCUUUCCCUGCUCCUGGCGCAACAGACACUACCGAGUCAGACUCAACGUCACAAAACACACAACAGCAGAAUCCUCCGCCGAACCCCCUUGCCAUGUUCGGCGGUGGUCAGGGCGCAGGAAGCNNGGCGCCAACCCUUUCGCUGCUCUCUUUGGUGGUAACCCUGGUGCUGUGCAAGGUCAAACACCCGCUGGCACUCCUCCCGUUCCCACUGCUGGCCAAGGAACUCCCGCUCAAGGUCAAACUCCUGGUGCCAACGCUUCUCAAGCACAAGCAAACCCCUUCGCAAGUCUGUUCGGUGGUAUGGGAGGUGCUCAAGGCGGUGGUUCAGAUCCCAUCCAACAGAUGGCUCAACAGAUGAUGCAGAACCCAGAGAUGAUGCGCUCAGCAAUGAACAUGAUGCAAAACAUGUACGGCGGCAACAACAACUCAGGCGCUGGUGGCGAAGGAGGUGCAGCUGCUGCCAAUAUCUUUGGCGGCAUGAAUCCAUUCGGAGCGUUCGGUGGUAUGGGAGGUAUGGGAGGCUUCGGCGCACCGCCACAACAGCAAGACAGCCGUCCGCCAGAGGAGCAGUACGCCACUCAACUGCAACAACUCAACGCAAUGGGCUUCUACGAGUUCGAUCGCAAUGUUCGCGCUCUACGCAUGAGUGGCGGAAGUGUGGAAGGUGCUGUUGAGCAGUUGCUCAGUGGGUCAAUAUAG
Messenger RNA from Aureobasidium musti, 1458 nucleotides. The record is from the annotation of a GenBank genome assembly. Lineage: Eukaryota; Fungi; Ascomycota; Dothideomycetes; Dothideales; Saccotheciaceae.